AUGUACGGUGGCCGGCCUCCAACUGGGUCUCUAGCAAACAGACCUGCCAGUCGUGCUGGUCAAGGAGCAGCAUCAUGGGGACGAGCACAGGCUACAGGAGGUACUCCCAUGCCGAGUAGGCCACCUGUUCCUCAAACUGCUUCACGAGUUCCUGGAACGGCAAGACCUGGAACUAUGGCACGGGGAUUUGGCGCUGCUGCAACUGGGAACGUGCCGUUUGCAGAACGACCAAUGACACAGCAUGGUUUGGGAGGCCUGAAAACUGGCGCACAAGGACCUGGACGAUUGGUACAGGACAGAACCUUCUUCCAAACUGAAUUACGCAGACGCAUCACAUUGGUCAACAAUGAGAUUGCUAAAUUACAGACGGAAUCAGAUCAAAUAGACAGAGAAAAUUCUAAUACCGGUGCCCUUGAAAAGCGAGCUGAUUCUCUCGCCGAUGAGAUCCGUGAUCUACAAGGACAGCUCGCCGAUUUAAAUACUCUUAUUGAUCGUUUAUCAGCUGGAGCUGAUUUAGAAGAAGUGGAGAGACAGAGGAGUGUGCUAAAGGAGAAGAAUAUGAGAGAGUCUCGAGUUUUGGAUGAUCUUUUUGCAGAACGUCAGCAGAAGGAAGCUGCUGUCAGAGAGGCAGAACGAUUAGUGGAGGAAGAGAGGAAGAAGGCAGAGGCACAUGUUGAAGGAAUGGAUCCAGAGUCUCGACGAGAGUAUCGUCAGCUAAAAGAAAAGGCAGCCAACCUGUCUGCAGAUAUAGACAAGCAACAAACCGAACUGGACGAUCUAUCCAGACGUAGUGCUCAGCUCGAAUCAGAGCUCGGCCAAGAUCCAUUAAAACACAAGGCAGCCAAAUUGAGAGCCAAACUAGCUGAACUGCAAACCAAACGAGAAGAAUUAGAAUCAACAUCCUCAAACAGGUCUAUACAACCACAAGACAAAGCUAGUCUAUUGCACAAAGUCAAGGAAGAUAAUCAGGAAAUAGCAACAAUGGAACGCCGCAUUGCUGACCUCGAAGACCGUAAAAACCGAUUGCUCACAGAUAUAGAGAAACUGGCGGAAAAUGCAGAUCCUGAAGAAUCUAGUGGUUCUGGUGAGAAGAGCGCCAAGUAUGAAGAACUGGUCAAGAGAGAUCGUGAGAUGCAGACCUUUCUGGAUGCUUUUGAUGCCAAUUGGAGAGAAUCUAAUGACAAGAAUAGUCUUACUGAGAAGAAGAUUGUUACUCUGCUUGAUCGGCUACGUAGCUUGUCUGAGAAAAUGGGUGGUGGGUCACGUAAUGAUGCUGAUGAAGGUGUUGUGCAGAAUACGGUUGAUGGUCUUUCUAAAGAACGAGAUCGUAAAACCGCCGAGCUUGAGAAGGUCUUGCAAAUGGAAUCCAAAUUGGCGUCUGAAAUGGCGACCCUGAAUGAUCGAGUUGGAAGCAUGAAUGCAGAUCUGCGUAAAUUCGCUAAUGUGGAUGCCAUUAAGAGAGAAGCUGAGCAAACACGGAAGAAAAACAUGGCACAACGUGAAAUAUUAAAGAAGGAGAUUGCUCGGCUGCAACAAGAUCUACCACAAUUGACGUCAGAACUAGAGGCUCAAAGGGCUGUUCUCAAUCAGAACGAGACGCAUCUUCAGUUGGCGGCAUUAGAAUCCCGUGUCAAGCAUAUUCAGGAGGAGGAAGCUCAAGUUCGAGAAUGCAAGAGGAACUCUGCUCGAAUCGCCGAAAGUGAUUACGGCGUUGUGAAGAGUGAAGUGAUUACACUGGUAGAUGAAAUCAAUUCGCAGCUGAUCAAAAUGCUAUCGAUUCCCAAAUCCGUAUCAUAG
Molecule: messenger RNA, 1797 nt
Organism: Synchytrium microbalum
Lineage: Eukaryota; Fungi; Chytridiomycota; Chytridiomycetes; Synchytriales; Synchytriaceae
Exons: 12
Coding region: 1-1797 (598 amino acids)
Biological process (GO): cilium assembly; intraciliary transport involved in cilium assembly
Cellular component (GO): centrosome; cilium; intraciliary transport particle B
Molecular function (GO): beta-tubulin binding
Source: RefSeq, a predicted model, not a curated record